GUAUUGUGUCACGCUUCCCCGCGCACUUUCUGAGAGGCGAGGUACCCAAACUAUUUGCUCAGUCGAGCGUACGGGGAUUUCGAGGUAUAGUUAGAAGGGGGCCUGUAGGGUUUACGUAGAAGGAAUUUGCCUGGCCAGGGGAAGGAAGGUACACCGGUCCUCUCACCCAGGGUAGACUUGGACCAACUUGUGUGUGACAGAUUGUGAGUCACCGACAGUGAAUGGCUACAUCCAUGUGGAAGUCAAGACAAUACUUCUGAGUUUGUGCCGACAGUUAAACCGAAUAUGGCGAUUAUCAGGUCGUUUCUGUGUUGGGCAAACACACGUUCUGGGAGUGCUGUCAGUGGCUACUACAGUCUGGUAAUAUCUGUGAUGUGUUUGGCCUUUUACUUAUUCCGAUACAUCGGCCUUGAUGCAAUUAGUGCUUCCAUGGAAUUUCGAGGCAUUGUGUAUGCUGGAUUCGUCCUAUAUUCCCUGAUGAUAGCAGUCUCCCUGGUCCUGCUACCAGGGGUGUAUAUGGACAAAAAGUACCUGUUGUUACCAUGGAUAUACGUGUUGGUAGUAACGGUGUUGUAUGAGACGGGAGCCAUUGCCCUCCUGACAACAGUACACUUAGAGAAUGAAAAGACUCUGCAAACGUGGGAAAUCAUCUCUCUAUGUUUUUACUGCUUCCGCUUGGUUGCAAAUUGUUACUGUUUUGCUUGUAUAGUGUCCCAAUACCAGGAACUCUCCGAAGGGAGAGGAACGUAUGACUUUUUGUACAAACCACGGUCUCGGAGAAUGCGUCGGUAUUUCUCAGCUUCGGAUUUGGACACCUAUAGUCCUCCAUAUGGCGUGCAACUGCCUCCGUAUAUGGAAGACGACCCACGUAAAGACUGUAGUCCUCCAGACUAUGAACAAAUAGAAAUAAAUGAACACGAUACAGCCGAUAUGUUCUGUACAUUAGCAUCAGCGUCUGCACCCAGGCAUAACGAUACAGAAAACCCAGAAGACAUGCAGGAAAACAGAACAGGUGUGACAUUUCAAAGGACUACUUAUGUGACAUGGAUAUGAAAACAAUGUGAUAUGUGAAAAUGUGACAGAACUUCGUUACUAUGCAAUAAGAAAAGGAUAGUGUUGCCGUUGGCGUUGUCAUUGGCGCCAGUGAAACUUCCGUCCUUUAACUCUGUGUUCGCGCGGACGCCCGAGAUACCAAUGAACCAGCGUGCAAUGUGAUAAGUCAAUAUGUGACACUGAAACUUGUAUAUAAAGAGUGUUUGCAUGUGUGAGUGAUACGAAAUAUGCAUUUAAACGUUUCAUUGAUUUAUUCUAUCGAGAAGGAAACAGGAUUACUGCUGAACAGGAUCCACGUUACAAAUAUUGGCGAUACAGACGGGUUGAAAUAGGAGAUAAAUAGUGCUAUGUGUUGUUUAGUUAAAAACUACUGUUACCGUGAGGAUAACACGGCAUAGUGUCUUACGGAUUCCGAAAAAUUGUAACAGAUUUAACUAAGAAGAAACUCAAAUCUAGUUAUUGGAGCAAUUGCGGAAUAUUCCUCGAACAGAUGUGAUGUCAGCGAGGAGAGCAGCAAUAUGAUGUCAUAUGUAUUGAUAUACAGUUUGCAUUCUCCGCCCACAUUCCACUUUACCUCAUUUACAUGUGUUCAGCCUGAAGGAUGUGUGCGCAACAUGGCGUUAUACAUAUACUGCAUGUGGUAAUUGACCUUUGUGGUUACAUCUUUAUGUUUAUAUGUACAUAAAUAUUGGCAUUCGUCACAGUGAGUGCAAUAAAAUAUUUUUG
Messenger RNA from Haliotis rufescens (red abalone), 1779 nucleotides. RefSeq lists its product as uncharacterized. The transcript has 7 exons. The record is from RefSeq and is a predicted model, not a curated record. Lineage: Eukaryota; Metazoa; Mollusca; Gastropoda; Lepetellida; Haliotidae. Bases 286 to 1053 code for a protein of 255 amino acids.